AGAGGUGGUGGAGGAGGAGGAGGAGGAGAAAGUUGUGGUGUUCUGAGGCGACAGAGUGGAUGAACGUAGGUUUUAGCGUUUAUCGACUUGUCAGAAUCGAUCUUUGCUGCGACACGUUGGUUGUCAGUAGUCCACCUGCAGAGCAGCUAGCACCGGUCCGCGAGCAGGUCCAGGAUGACUCAGGUGAGCCAUCGGCAGUGGGGAGAGGUGUCCGGCCGAGGCGCUGUGGACCUGUGGGUGCUGCAGUCCCCUCAGGUGCGGGUGGAGGUUCUCACUCUGGGGGCCAUCAUCAGGUCCGUGUACAGCAGAGAUAAGGAUGGUCAGAUAGAAGACAUAGUCCUGGGCUACGAUGACCUGGAAGGUUAUCUGUCAGAUAAGCGAUACCUGGGAGCUGUGGUGGGCCGCGUGGCCAACAGGAUUGCACGGGGACACUUUGUAGUGGAGGGAAAAGAGUACCAACUAGAUAUCAACAAUGGACCUAAUGCACUGCAUGGAGGGCUGUGGGGCUUCAAUAAGGCGAUCUGGCUCGCUACAGCAGUGGAAGGUGGUGUACAGCUGAGUCUUACAAGUCCAGAUGGAGACCAGGGUUACCCUGGAGAGGUCCAGGUCUCUGUCUCCUACACCUUACAGGAGGAAACACUAACUGCUGAAUACCAAGCCCGGUCUACCAAAACCACACCCAUCAACCUCACCAACCAUUCCUACUUCAACCUGGCUGGACAGGGUUCGGCAGACAUCUACGAUCAUGAAGUGUCCAUCAGUGCUGAGUCCUACCUGCCUGUGGAUGACACAUCCAUUCCUAAAGGAGAGACCAAAGGAGUGGAAGGCACGCCCUUUGACCUCAGAAAGCCUGUUCUGAUUGGCCGUCAGCUGCAGGAAGUUCCAAGUCCAGGAUUUGACCACAACUUCUGUCUGUCAUCACCUGGGGCUGCCUGGACAGAGAGGCAUGCUGCCAGAGUGUGUCACCCAGCCAGCGGACGUGUCCUCGAGGUUUCUACCAGCCAACCAGGAGUCCAGUUCUACACUGCCAACUUCCUGGAUGGCUCGAUGACAGGAAAGGGUGGGGCUAGGUAUCAGAAGCACAGCUCCUUCUGCCUGGAGACACAGAAUUGGCCUGAUGCUGUCAACCAGGCAUCAUUUCCUGACUGUCUUCUGCGUCCUGGGGAGGACUACCGACACAUCACUCGAUUCACCUUCACCACAGUCUGAUCUGACCCCUACCCGUCGGACAGAAGAGAAGAACACUGCAUACUCCACAGGAUGUGAAGUCCUGUGAAUUUUUACAGUGUACAGUAGAAUCAUGGACCAACUAGUGCCUUUCAGUGCAAGUUUAUUCCUGACGACAUAACUGUCAUGUAGAUUUUUGUAAUAUGAAAAACUUUAAACACAGAGUGUUAUAAUGGGCUGUGCAGGCAGAAUACUUACAGCCUGUGCUUCAUAGCUCACAGUCCAACCUGUCCGAACACUUUCAGUUCUAAUGCAAUUUAAAGGAAUAAAGAGUUUUCUC
Chelmon rostratus (copperband butterflyfish) is the source of this 1507-nucleotide messenger RNA. It is a transcript of the gene galm, whose product is annotated as galactose mutarotase. Gene Ontology annotation, biological process: glucose metabolic process; beta-D-galactose catabolic process via UDP-galactose, Leloir pathway. Lineage: Eukaryota; Metazoa; Chordata; Actinopteri; Chaetodontiformes; Chaetodontidae. The coding region runs from base 175 to 1209 and encodes 344 amino acids. The transcript has 9 exons. Gene Ontology annotation, molecular function: aldose 1-epimerase activity; carbohydrate binding. The record is from RefSeq and is a predicted model, not a curated record.